AUGUUUCUUUACCAACUACUCAACAUUUUCUACGUAGCUUCCCAAAAGGAGGAGGAAUCUAAAAAUGAUUCGUCCCGUUACAAGCGUGGUGAUUUACUGGAAGUCCCCAGGACAUUAUUUACACAUUUUGGUAUCUACUUGGGUGACAAUCGUGUGGCUCAUCUCAUCCCGGAUAUCCUUCCUGUGUUUACCAAGAAUACAUCUGCAAUUUCAACGAUUGUAUCAAAUAACCGCUUGGUGUUGGGAGUCAUCGCUAAGGUUGCCAGCGUCAGAGUGGACUCCUUGGCUGAUUUUGCGUACGGUUCGGAGAUCCUGGUCAACCACAUGGACAAGGUGUGCAGCCAGCCUCCUUUGGACGGGGACGAGAUAGUGAGAAGGGCAGAGAAACUCCUGGGCAAGGUCAACUACAGCCUACUGUGGUACAACUGUGAACACUACGUCAUGUACUGCAGAUACGGCAUGUCCAUCAGCUACCAGACAUACCAGUUCUGCACAGCAGUACGGAAGAUUGUUUGCAGCAGGAAGAGCUCCUAUCUGACUGCAUUGUGUGGUGUAGCAGUCCCGCUGUAUCUGGGCUGUGUGACGCUGCUCACGGUUUUACCCACGCUGCUCGUCUCCUUCACCAUUUGGAUGGCAGCCUGA
Notothenia coriiceps (black rockcod) is the source of this 642-nucleotide messenger RNA. Its product is annotated as lecithin retinol acyltransferase. The transcript is spliced from 2 exons. The coding region runs from base 1 to 642 and encodes 213 amino acids. The record is from RefSeq and is a predicted model, not a curated record. Gene Ontology annotation, cellular component: rough endoplasmic reticulum. Gene Ontology annotation, biological process: vitamin A metabolic process; retinol metabolic process. Gene Ontology annotation, molecular function: phosphatidylcholine-retinol O-acyltransferase activity. NCBI's taxonomy places the organism in Eukaryota, Metazoa, Chordata, Actinopteri, Perciformes, Nototheniidae.